Wasmannia auropunctata (little fire ant) is the source of this 7596-nucleotide messenger RNA. RefSeq names its product MAP kinase-interacting serine/threonine-protein kinase 1. Gene Ontology annotation, cellular component: nucleus; cytoplasm. The transcript is spliced from 4 exons. The record is from RefSeq and is a predicted model, not a curated record. The coding region runs from base 479 to 1918 and encodes 479 amino acids. Lineage: Eukaryota; Metazoa; Arthropoda; Insecta; Hymenoptera; Formicidae. Gene Ontology annotation, biological process: peptidyl-serine phosphorylation; intracellular signal transduction; protein autophosphorylation. Gene Ontology annotation, molecular function: ATP binding; calcium/calmodulin-dependent protein kinase activity; calcium-dependent protein serine/threonine kinase activity.
UAUAUAUAUAAAGAGAGAAAAGGAGAGAGAGAAAGAGAGAGACAGAGGGAUAGGCUUUAUAUAUUUAUUUACAUCUGUGAUAUCGACACUGAUAUACAUCGACCUUCUUCGCGAGAAAAAGAAGACGAAGAGGAGCGAGUGAGAGAGAGAGAGAGAGAGAGGCGAGUGACGUGAUCCAGAGAAAGUAGGAGAGAGAGAGAGAGAGAGAGAGAGAGAGAGAGAGAGAAGCAUCGCUCCGAAGAAAGAUUAUAUCAGUAUCAUAGUGGAUAGGGUUUUUUGUAUAUACGACUGAAACUCUUUUUUAUAAUUAUUGCUAUCGGUGCGAGUUGCGGGGAGAAUUGAACACUCGGACAGAUCUCUCGGAUCAGUGGUGAACCGCGGAGGAUUCCCUUCUCCGAUCUUACCCGGACGGUCAUCGUUCCGUCGCGAGGGCGACGAGACGAGAGUAGUAGUGGUGCGCGAGGAGCGGAGAAACAUCAUGGUGGAGAAGAUUCUGGAGGAGAGAGAGGACGGCACUCAGGAGGCCGGACGAGAACUGUACAAACUGACCGGAGAGGUUCUUGGGGAGGGCGCCUACGCCUCGGUCCAGACUUGUACAUCCCUCUACACGGACCUCGAGUACGCCGUGAAGAUCAUUGACAAGAUACCCGGGCACGCGCGUGCCAGGGUGUUCAAGGAGGUCGAGACGUUCCACCAUUGCCAGGGCCAUCCGAACAUCAUACAGCUGAUCGAGUUCUUCGAGGACGAUGAGAAGUUCUACCUUGUGUUUGAGAAGAUCAACGGUGGCCAGCUGUUGAACAGGAUCCAGGAACGGAUUCACUUCACCGAGAGAGAGGCGAGCCAGAUCGUCAAAGAGAUUGCGAGUGCGCUCGAUUUUCUUCAUAAGAAAGGUAUUGCUCAUAGAGAUCUCAAGCCCGAGAACCUCUUGUGCGUGUAUCCGGACAAGUUGACACCGAUCAAGGUAUGCGACUUCGAUCUUGGAUCAGGCAUCAAGUUCAACAACUCGCUGUCUAGUCCUGUGGCAACGCCGCAACUUUUGACACCGGUGGGCAGCGCCGAGUUCAUGGCGCCGGAAGUGGUCGAGGCUUUUAUCGGCGAGGCCAAUUAUUAUGACAAACGCUGUGAUCUCUGGAGUCUCGGCGUCAUUAUGUACAUUCUGCUCUGCGGUUAUCCGCCCUUCUACGGAAACUGCGGCACCGACUGCGGCUGGGGCAGGGGCGAGAAUUGCCAGGCCUGUCAGGAGUUGCUUUUCACCAGUAUUCAGGAGGGCAGAUACGAGUUCCCGGACAAGGAGUGGAGAUGCAUCUCCGAGGACGCGAAGGACCUGAUCAGAGGCUUGCUCGUCAAGGAGGCCCACCAGAGGCUCAGCGCCGAUAGUAUUUUGAAACAUCCCUGGAUUAAUCCCGGGCCGACUUCCGUCGAAACUGGUGAUCGAUCACUUACCACGCCUCAUAUCAUAAGGAGGAACAACUCCGCUAGAGAACUCUCAGCGUUCGCUGAGUCCGCAAUGGCUGUGAAUCGUGUGGUACUUCAGCAUUUCUCUCUAAACCUCGAGGAGCUGGCGGAGAACCGGGAGCCUCGGCUGUCCACGUCGUCGACCGACGACGACAAUCAUCCGUACGGACACAUGUCCGAUUCCAGCAGCGAGCUGUCCGAGAACAGCAAGCACCUGACGACGCACUCGUCCAGCGAGUUCGACGGCACGCGGCCGAGGUCCUGCUCCGUGCGCUCCAGCGUCGAUCUGAACGAUCCCAAGAUCAUCGGCAAGAAUCGCUGCAUCGGUAAGGACUCGCUGCAGAAUUGGUUCGGGCUGUCACCGCCGACCGAGAGCCGUCUGAUGCAACGCCGUUUGAAGGCGCGCUCUGACCUGCUCGAACGUCAGACCGGCAAGGCGGUAAUUGCGUCACCGAGUGGCUGAGAGGUCGCUGUAGAACCGAUCACUUUUUCUCGCUACAGUAUCACUUGUCUCUUUGUAGCUACGUGAAGAAAGAAAAAAAAAACCGCGAACGAUGUACAAUACCUUUUCCAAUGGCUUAGGAAGCUAACGUAGCAGUAAGUCGAGUUUCUGAUUCUGCGCGGAUAAUGAGAAACAGGCUCAAUCAUUUACGAUAGUGACGACAGCGAUAAUAAUCGAAAAAGUAUUCGCCGCGAAAGAAAAGUUAAUCGAAACGGUAUAUAUUGUCGUCAUCUUCUUUUUUUCGGUAUAGUCCUAAGCUUCUUUUGUUUUAAACGUGUUUGCUUUUAACAGGCAGUUCGAAUGGCAAUCAGAUUGUUUUUAUUUCCAAGGAAAGAUUCCUUCAAUCUUCAAACUGAUUUCAGAUUAAUUGGAUAACGCGAUAGAGUUAUGGCUUUGAAUAAUGUAACUAUUGAAAUAAUAAUGUAAUGAAAAGGAAAGUGUAAAAUAUAAAACAAGAGAUUUAUAUAUAUAGAGAUUUUCGUUUAAAAUAUAAAUCUUAACUCUAAUAUAAUGCUGUGUGCGCUGUAAACGUAUUGAAGUGUAUUCUGCCGUGACAGGCAAGAACGAUAUUUAAUCAUAAUCGGAGCGAGAGGAAAAGAUAAUUAUACCGCAGUUUGACUUCGAUCAUCUCAUAGACGUUGCGCUCCGCGCGCGAGUAAUUUCCUCUUCUCGCGUUUUUUUUUUCUUGGAAAUAAAAGCAAGUCUGUUUUUCAUUUUGAAAUGCCGCUGUUAUCCUCGCUGCGUGUAAUCCGUUGUUCUCACGCAGUCGUAUGUUGCAUAUUGUACAGAGAGUGAGAGUGAAAGAGAGAUAGAGGAGAGAGAUAGCUACGCAACACGCGCAUCGAACAUUGUAUCAUCAUCCGCAGAUACGCAUACGAAUUUACAUACGGAUACCACAUUCGAACAUAUUUCGUUUCAUUCUCGCACGUUCGAGAUCCGUGUGUUGUGCAAAAGUAAAUCAACAAUUGUGGAUAAGCAGAGCACAUGAUUCAGAAACGGUAUGUUGAUGCGUCAACCCGACGUUGACGCGGAUCCUUAUUCUUUCGCUACGUAUAAGUAGGGUGUGAACGUUAAAGACACAUGCGCGCGUUUCGUGUGUAGGACAGAAAGGAAAGAAGAAGAGGAGGAAGAAAUGUAAAGACCCUCGUGAUCGUGAUAGUUCGUGCGCUGCUGAACGCACGAAUGUCCUAUUACGUAAAUAUUAUUUUUAUUUUUUUUUUGUUUGCUGAAUUCUUUAAAUUCGAAAAAGAAAAGAAAAAGGAGGAAAAAAAAAUAUCGACAGACGCAACCGAUGCAAGGCGAAAAAGAUGUUCCUUUUACUGCUUUUUUUUUUAUAUUGUUUCACGUACGUUCGAGCCAUGAUAUAUUCUCGAAUCGGAGUAUAAAAACGCGGGUGAGCGUAUCUCGGCCCAACACACAGGUGCAGAUUAGUUUGCUCAUGUUAGAUUAAUAGAAAAACUCGAUAGAUGUAAGUCGGCAAAAGAUUUCAAAGCAACAUUUGAAUGGUUAGAAGUUACGGGGAGCGGAUCAAAAUAAAAAAAAGAGAGAGAGAGAGAGAAAAUGGCCAAGCUCGUUUAAAAUUUCUCAGUUGUUAAAUUACUGGAUAUCGUUUAUUGAUUUGUGUGUUAAAUAUUUUUUUUUUUGUAGAGUUUUAUCGACCAAAAAUUGUUUUAACACCAGCCCACCCACGAUAAUGCUUUAUAUCUUCGUACAAAUUGUAUUUGUCUUUUCUAUAUGAAAACCUUCGUUCUUACGGUUAUACACCAAAUCUCUAUCGAAGCAGUUCGGGUUCGAGUAGAAACAAAUUAUCUAUAUACUUCUUUCUAUAUACUUUAUCGUGUGUUUUAGAUCAAAAAGGGAAAAAGAUAUGAGAAAGAAAUUUCUUUCAUUCACGUCUUGAUGGCGGCGGGCAGAAUUUUUACUCAGGGCAGCUGGUAGACGCUGCGCACGGUAUAUUCUAUACUCGUACAAUUUCGAAAGCGGCGAAGAUUGGGAGAGAAUGUGCGAAAAAGUUAUCUGUAAGAUAUACAACGCGCGCGCGCGCGGUCCCUCCGGGAUUAAUGGCAAAGGGAGGGGGGAGGUGUUGUGUUGGCAUCUCACUUUAGGAUUCCGGGAUAUCUUUCUUUUGUAGAUUGCGUUUAACUCCGGAGGGCCGCCGCGAGCGGUAAUGUAACAACAUGCGUUUGUACAUUGUAAUUACAUCAUUGGAAACUUUCUUAGAAAGUCAUUCGCUUGCUGUAGGACACACGGCGGAUGUGGCUUUUGUCAACUUCUGUCUUCUUUGUACUUUGUAAGUACCGGUAAAGAUACAGGAUUUAGAGUUUAUAGCGCGCGUGGAUGAGAUUAUACAUAUACAUAUACAUAUGAGAGUCCGUGUAAAUAAAAAGAAAAAGCUACGAUGUGUAGAGAUUACGGAGAAAGCAAUAUAUAUAAAAUGCGAGAGCUCUCUUAAGGAGGAAAUAUUGGAAGAUUAAUAUAUAUUUAUCGGCCUCUUUUGCGCAAGGUUGACAACAACUUUUUACAUCAUUCCUCAAUCAGCUGGUAAACACAUAUACGAAAUUAUCUUUCUACCGUAAAAGAAGAAGUUCAUUUUUUCCCGCUUGUCUUUCUCAAUUUGUCUUGCGCGAAGUUUCCAUACGGUGUGACCCAUAUUUUUUCACACAUUAAGCGUACCGCUCGGAAAGGCUACAGAAAUUGUUCAUUAUCCCUUUCUAUCGGGAAACGAUUUUUUUUUCUUGUGUCGAUCGUGCGUUUUGGUAAAGUAUCAAUAUAAGCUCGAAUGUGUAAGCGAAUGCCCUUUCUUCUUUUUUUUUAAACAAAAAAGGAGGAAUAUAUAAUUAUAAGAAGACAUGAAAAUGAGGUGUGCAUGAGGAAGUGUGCCGGGUGAGAAAAAAAAAUAUAAAAGGAAAAGAAAAAAAUAUACAAAUGGCCAUAAUACAGAUCUGUAUAAGCGUAACGAAUUUAAGAUUGUAUAAUAGAUUGCGAGUGUAAUGUGUGCAUGUGUGCACGCGCGCGCGCGCGUGUGUGUGUUUUUGCAAGCGUGAAGUGGAAGAAACUAAUUGCUAGCCUUUAAGAGAAAACCCAACACAUUGUCGUAAGUUCGUAGCGUAAGGCACCGCUGAGUCAUACCGACCGUUUGUCAGAUCGUUGUUUAUUUUUAUCCUUUUACACACAUCUCCACCACACCAUUGUGUACCGUUUCGCGGAGUGGCUCGAUACUUUUGACACUUCGGUUCGUACCAUUUCACGAAGAAGGAGGAGUUGAAGGAGAAACGGUCAGCGAUUAAUUGUUUUCGAUCGCCGAAGAUUGGAAUUGUGAUAAUGCUUCUUGCGCGAGUGGCUGGACCAUAACAUUUGGAUUUCGGUAUAGCGCAGCGGUCGGAACUUGUACAUGCGAAAACGCGAAAACAUUUAUCAUUCUCAUUUUCUUCCCUAGUAGUACACAGUAGGCGUUAUAAGGUCCUUUUGCCGAGUGGCGGUUAACGCGAGAGAGAGAGAGAGAGAGAGAGAGAGAGAAUGUAACCGUAGGGAGGGAGGGAUGGGGGAGAGUCCGUGGGCGAUGUGAUGUGUUUUUCGCGUCGUGCCAACGCCGUGGCGCGGCGACAAAUCCUACGAGAAACGAGUCACGAUACGUGAGGAGAGCGAGAAAAAUUUUCGUUACACUUUUUCAAGGAAAAAAAAGCGCGAAAAAAAUGAAUAAAAAAUAAUCGUCACGUGUCAUAUACAUACAUAUAUAUAUAUAUAUAUAUAUUUUAAGUGGUACGCAUCCCGUUCCUCUUAUCUUCUAACCCGCACACUCUUCGUCGGGCCUCUUUGUCCCGUCGCUUAUCAAGUACCCGCGCGGUUGACACAUAUCUUCACGAAGGAUGCGCAUCUUCCUUUUUCUUCGUGAAAGAAAAAAAAGGAGGUAUAUUAUCAAGCACGCGAGACGAGUGCAUCCUCCUUUUUUACGAGAGAGAGAGAAAUAUAUAGAAGAGAUAUUGUCAAAAGCACAGGCUAUUGUGUUCGAGAUCACGUCACCGGCGGUCUUUGGUUUCGACGAAAAGGUCAAUUCUGUUUGGGGGGGAGGGGGAGAAAAAUGAGUGUGCGGCUCGACAAGAGCUGAUUUUCCAUCACUUUUCUUAUUCUUGUAAUCGUAGUAGGGUAUGUCGAUCGAAGGUGAGAUAGUAAGAGAAAAAAAAAACCUGGAGAAUGUAAAUAAGAUUUAUCUCGUAGCUAUAGUGCCUAUAUCCUAAAAGAAACUAGAUCGAUAGGUAGUGUUCCCCGGUUUUCAUCCUACCAAUCUUUCUCCUUCCAUCGUCCUUUCACCCCUUCCCUCCUUUCCACAAAACGUAACGACCCUCACACACAUUUUCACGGCCUUCUAAACCGACCACCAUCCCUCUCGUCCAUCCUUCUCCUCUCCCUCAAAAUCGAAACAUUCCUCUCCGUAUCGACCUUCAACUCCAACCGAACUCUCCUCCUCCCUCCCUCCUUCCUCCUGUUCCUCUUCCUAUGUGUCACCUCCCUGCGUCACGAUCCCUACUUCCACGCGUCCCAAAAAAAUUGUUAUAAAACGAGAAAAAUGGCCAAAAAAUAUUUUUUAUUUUUCAUACCCACUUGUAUGUAGAACAUAUAUGAUAUAUUUUUUUGACACGGUUGAGGAGACGGAGCUUGAUUACGAAGAAAGAAGGGAGCGGCCGUAUCGCAUUCUCGCGGGGACCGUUCUCUCCAGAUUCCGAUUGAAAACAUUCGGGGGAGAAUGGUCGGGGGAUGCGAUGGCCUCUCUUUUAUUCCUUGCGUUUGGUGCGAUAUCUUACUGCUUAGUAUUAGAGGUUUUGUAAACCGAAGUCGCUCUUCAGUUUUGUGAGAGAGUAAGAGAGAGAGAGAGAGAAACGUUCGAGAACAUGGGCUGAAGUCCAUUUAACAACGUGCUCACGUACAAUUUUCAAUACAAAACUGUAUUAUUCAAAAAUGUUUACGCUUUUUUUUUUUUUUUUUUUUUUCAAGAAAAGAAUAUUAAAUCCCGACCCCGAGACAGCAAAGUAACGUCAAAGUGAUGUCUUUGACGACAUUUUGACGUCAAAGUAACAAAUAACUUUGUUACCUGGGGUGAUGUCUUUCCGGUUUUACCGCAAUUAAUUUAAACAUAACGAAUCAUUUAACUUGGAUCUGGGACAUGUCGACCAGCUUCACUUUUAUGAAACGCGAAUGGGCGGUAUUUAUCAGAUUUUCAGAAGAAGUACAUCGCGUGAGCACGUGAGGCGCUAAAAAUUUCUCGUACGUACUUUUAUCCGUAUUUUAAGUGGCGCGCGUUAGGUAGCCUAGCGCGAGAAAACAUGUAAAUGUUGAGACUGGAUUACGAACGUACAAAAAUACCUUAUACCUGUAAACAAGACAUGUUAAUCACUUCGCGAUUCGAUCAGCGCGCACGAUCGUCCGAGGGAGCGAGGAGGAACGCUCGUAAUGCGAAAUUUUUUUCGAUUCGAUCCACGUGCGGCAAUUGUUUACGAACUAUACGAACAUUCGGUCCGAACGAAAUCUGAUUGCAGAUCGGCAAAUGGCGUGAUUUGAUGAAAAAAAAGAAAAAAAAAAGAAAAUCUGAUUUGUCAUUAUUCCUCACACGAUUGAUCAUUAAAAUGUAUAUUUUUUAAGUGAAA